Molecule: messenger RNA, 960 nt
Organism: Haliotis rubra (blacklip abalone)
Lineage: Eukaryota; Metazoa; Mollusca; Gastropoda; Lepetellida; Haliotidae
Exons: 4
Coding region: 1-960 (319 amino acids)
Source: RefSeq, a predicted model, not a curated record
AUGCUAGUCAACUGGGCAAUGUUCAUUGUCAACUUGUUGACUAUCUACCUUGGACGGAUGCCACAACUAGUGGGCGGUUCCUAUAAAAUUAUCAUUAACGAGGUCAAAGACAUAUCUGACAAGUAUGCCAUAGAGAUCACCCCCGCCAGUCCGACGUUCAGUAUCUGGGGUGUCAUCUUCGUGUGGCAAGCUCUGUGGAUGCUGUACGGCAUCAUCAACAUCUGCAGGAAAGCCCCAAAUGGCCCGGUGUACGUCAGUCCGACCUUGCUGAGUCCGUUGUUGUUCCUGACGUCCGCUCUCAACUGGGGCGUGGUCCUGGGAUGGAGCUUCCUGUUUGACCGGGAGUACCUAUGGUUGUCCAUGGUCUUCCUGCUGCUCACAUACCUGUCCACGUACAUCUGCCUGGGUCUGUCCUACCGCGACAUGGCCUAUCACGAACCCACCCUCGUCGAACAAGGCAGGACGGUAGAUGUCUGGCUGGUGCGAGUGUUCGUUCAGAAUGGCCUGGCCACGUAUGCAACGUGGUGCACCAUUGCCACAUUGUUAAACCUAGCAGCAGCUCUCGCCUAUGAAAGAGACUUUACCAUCACACCUAGAACGAGCUCAACUAUUUCACUUGGCAUACUUGCUGGUGAGCUUGUGUUGUUUUCUAUCUCUGACUGGACGUUCCUGGACAAAUAUUCCCGCUACACCGUCACACCAUACCUUGUGUUGAUAGUGGCGCUCUCUGGUAGCAUUGCCCAGAACUGGCAACCAGGGGCAGUUAACUCUACAUUCACCGUUGUGUUGCUUGUCGUGUCCGUCAUCGCAUUUGUGGUCAAACUUGUACUCGUGUAUUUCCGACACACUCGAGAGACCGACAGCACAAAGGAAAACGAACCAACAACCCCUCCUGGCAACAGUAUGUACAACUGUCGGGGAGGGGGUAGCAAGGGCAGUAUCAUUACCGGUCAUACAUAA